GGAAAACACUGCUAGCCAUGGACUAGACCGCGCCCACCGUGUGCAAUCUAUUAUUACAAUCGUCUGAGGGCUAGCCUUCCGACUUCCGAAUGGCACCUCGCCAAAAUGGGCCGAUAGCCGUUGAAUUGGCCUGCAGCUAUGCACGUGGUGGGGAGAAAAGCAGUAUAUAGAGGUCGAGGCGGACCGGGUGUCCCUUUUGAACGACUCCAGCUUGACACCAAGUCCUCCCCUGGUCCAGCGAGUUGCACCGACAAGCAGGAUGCGUCUCUCCUUCCUAACUGCUGCUAUUGCAGCCCUGACUAUCACUCCUGUGUCGGCAGACACGCAAGAUGCUGUCGAUGUGCUGGCUAGCAAGGCCUUGGCCACCAAGCGUGCCUAUUUGGCGGCUGAGGGCUCUUCCAACUCCAGCUGCAACAUCAACAAUGCGGCUGUUCGCAAGGAAUGGGGCUCCCUCGCGCCGGAGGACCGCAAGAAGUACACUGAUGCUGUCCUCUGCUUGAUGUCGAAGCCCCCCAAGUCUGACCCGAACUGGGCUCCUGGUGUCCGCAACCGUUAUGAUGACUUCGUGGCGGUUCACAUUAAUCAGACGCUAUAUAUCCACGGCACGGGCAACUUCCUCACCUGGCACCGCUACUUCACCUGGGCCUAUGAGAAUGCUCUGCGUACAGAGUGUGGCUACGACGGCUACCAGCCAUACUGGGCAUGGAACAAGUACGCCGCCAACCCCAUCAACUCGCCCGUUUUUGACGGCACCGAGUACAGUAUGUCUGGUAACGGUGACUUCGUUCCCCACAACGGCACCCCUGCGACUGACUAUACCACCAUCCCGCCGGGUGUGGGUGGAGGUUGUGUCCGCAACGGCCCCUUCGCAAACAUGACCGUCAACCUGGGACCGGUUGAUCCUACCCUGCAGAUCCCUGGCCUCGUAGCCCAGAACGGCAGCGGUUUGGAUUACAACCCCCGUUGCCUGCGUCGUGAUAUCUCUCCUUGGACCGCUCUGGGCUGGACCAAGACUAGCGAUGUCAUGAGCCUAAUUGAGGAGUGCGAUAACAUCUCCUGCUUCGAGUGGACUAUGCAAGGGUUCUUCGAGGAAGGUUUCCUGGGCGUUCACACGGCCGGUCACUUCACCAUUGGUGGUGAUCCGGGUGGUGAUCUGUACGCUUCUCCCGGUGAUCCGGCAUUCUAUGUCCACCACGCUAUGAUUGAUCGCGUCUUCUGGAUCUGGCAGAACCUGAACCCUGCUAACCGCACGUACGUCGUCAAGGGACCCGACUUUAUUGAUGGUCUGAUUGCAUCGCCCAACGCUACUAUUCAUGACCUUCUCUACAUGGGUAACCUGACGGUCUCGCGGGAGAUUUAUGAUGUGCUGGACACCACGGCUGGGACUCCUCUGUGCUAUAUUUAUGAGUAA
Messenger RNA from Aspergillus neoniger CBS 115656, 1411 nucleotides. Its product is annotated as tyrosinase family protein. The coding region runs from base 260 to 1411 and encodes 383 amino acids. Lineage: Eukaryota; Fungi; Ascomycota; Eurotiomycetes; Eurotiales; Aspergillaceae. Gene Ontology annotation, molecular function: oxidoreductase activity. The record is from RefSeq and is a predicted model, not a curated record. The transcript has 5 exons.